AUGAAAAUUAUUCUCGUCUUGUCUCUAUUGUUGGUUAUCCUAUGCAUUUCUUCCUUUUCUCAUGCGCAAACUUGUGCUGACACUAAGACAGCCCCUUUUUCUUGUCCUACUUGUAAGACUUGUACAGGUCCUUCAUCAACUUGUUGUGAUGUUGUCAAAGAUGCCGCUUCGGGUGCCUUUAUGGACUUGGUGAAAUUAAGAAAGGCCUCACAAGAUUGCAUCGACCAAGCUAAAGAGUUUACAUGUGCUAGAUGUGACCCUAAAAAUCAAGGCCUUCCUACCGACAUCAAUGGUAUUGUCUUGUGCAAGUCUAAAUGUUUGACCAUGCAAAAAGUUUGUUCGGGUGUGCUUACUUUCAGAUGUGAUGACGCACCAGAAUCAAAUUGUUGGAGUAGCGCCGAGAGUAUUCGUCUUGUUGAUUUAAAGUUUGUCGUGGCACUUGUGAUUUCAAUUUAUUUGUUUAUUUGUCAUUUGAUUUAA
This is a messenger RNA of Naegleria gruberi, 480 nucleotides long. RefSeq lists its product as uncharacterized. The record is from RefSeq and is a predicted model, not a curated record. Bases 1 to 480 code for a protein of 159 amino acids. Lineage: Eukaryota; Heterolobosea; Eutetramitea; Acrasida; Naegleriidae. The transcript has a single exon.